GCUCGCGCAAUUGUUUGACCCGUGGAGGAGCCCAUCCAUUCCGCCAGCAGGGCAGGGGGGGGGGGAGAGAAGGUACUGAAACUUCUUUCUUUCCUCUGCCGCCGCGAGCCAAAAGCGCGCAGCACAGUGGGAGAGGCACGAAGGCAGUCCUCCUCACAGAGAAGUCACAGACAUAGCCAUGGCUGCGCUCACGGUUGCCAGCAGCGCCGCCAUCAAGGCGUCGGCUUCGGGCCUCGCCCAGACCAAGCUUGAGAGUGCCACCCGCCUGCAGCUCAAGGGCAGCAGCGGCUCGUCUUCUGCUGCCAAGGCCUUCGGCCUUAGCAAAUGCAACUCUCGCCUCUCCUGCUCCCUCGACGAGGAGGCCUCCUCCUUCGUUAGCAAGGUCGCCGAUGCCGCCAAGGGUGCCGCCGUCGCCUUGGCCACGUCUGCAUUGCUGGCGCAAGCUGCCGUUGCCGCUCCUCCUCGUCUGACCUUCGACGAAAUCAACAGCAAGACUUACCUCGAGGUCAAGGGUACCGGCACUGCCAACCAGUGCCCUGCUAUUGGUGGAGGCUUGGACGGCUUCAGCUUCAAGCCUGGCAAAUACCAGAUGCAGAAGCUUUGCCUCGAGCCGACUGAGUUCCGCGUCAAGGCCGAGUCCCAGUUCAAGGGCGGCGACACUGAGUUCACCAAGACCAAGCUCAUGACUAGACUGACUUACACUCUGGACGAGAUUGAGGGCCCAUUCGAGGUGAGCAGCGAUGGAUCCGUGAAGUUCGAGGAGAAGGACGGAAUCGACUACGCGGCUGUGACGGUGCAGUUGCCGGGAGGGGAGAGAGUGCCCUUCCUGUUCUCGGUGAAGGAGCUGGUGGCGACUGGGAAGCCGUCGAGCUUCGGAGGAAAGUACCUGGUUCCGUCCUACAGAGGGUCGUCUUUCUUGGACCCGAAGGGCCGAGGUGGGUCCACUGGAUACGACAACGCGGUGGCACUGCCAGCAGGAGGGUCAGGUGAUAGAGAUGACCUGGAGAAGGAGAACUUGAAGAGCACGUCGGCCGCCGAGGGCAACAUAGUCUUCACCGUGGCUCAGUCCAAUCCGGAAUCGGGAGAGGUGGUGGGGACGUUUGAGAGCGUGCAGCCGUCCGAUACCGACCUCGGUGCCAAGCAGGCCAAGGAGGUGAAGAUCUCUGGCAUCUGGUACGGUCAGUUGAAGUAGUAAAUCACGCGGUCAAGGAGCGGUGCGAUUCUCUGCGCUCUUUGCUUUGUGUGUGUGUGUGUGUGUGUGUGGGUGUGUGUGGGUGUGUGGGUGGGUGUGUGCGUGUGUUUGUUGCGUAAGUCUCUCGGUGGGUCAGUGUGUUUGACACUCUGCCUGCCUCGUAUAGAAAAAAAGAAGAGAGAGAGAGAGAGAGAGAGAGAGAGAGAGAGAGAGAGAGAGAGAGAGAGAGAGAGAGAGAGAGAGAGAGAGAGAGAGAGAGAGNGAGAGAGAGAGAGAGAGAGAGAGAGAGAGAGAGAGAGAGAGAGAGAGAGAGAGAGAGAGAGAGAGAGAGAGAGAAGAGAGGGAGGGAGAUAGUACUGCACUUGAAUGGAGCUGGACGUCGCUCUCCUGUCGUCUUCUGGCUAGCUCAUGAUUGAUGUAAUUAUAUUUAUCGGAUGGGAUGCACUGGCUUGGCGCGCUUCGCUGGCUUUUGUUUUUGUUCCAAAUUGAUAAAUGGUUGUGCAUAAUCAGAGCCAGAGUGUGAUGACCCUACUCUUUCAUGUGUUUCGUGUGCCUCUCUCCUCCCCACUAGCUCUUCCCAUCUUGUCCUCGCCAUCCCUUUCUUUUUCCCUCUCUCUUCUCCUCCAUUGCCACUCUCCUUCUCCCUCUCGUUUCUAGCUGACGUGUGCAUGCAUGCAUGCAUGCAUGUAAUUUCUCUCGCAUGCACGCCUUGUCGGCCAACGUGUGGCAGUGUGUCGUCGGACGAGUGGGAUUUCGACGCUCCCUCCUCCCUUCUCCCUUCUCCCUUCUCCAAACCCUCCCCCCCUCAUCUCUCUCAUCUCCUCAGUGAUCCCAACUAUCCUCUCCUCCUCGACCUCCACCCCCACGUUGUAAUUCUCCCAAUUGCAUGCGGCAGCUUGAUUAAAGCUCCGUGAGGCGGAACUGCAGAGCGUCGGCUGGCUGUAGCCGACCUCAUGAUGGCCGUUCCGGUCGGCCGGUCGGGCGGCCGGUCCGUCGGCUACCGGUAGCGAGCUCUCGUCGUGAUCACGAUCCGGCGAGUAUGGUUCCUACGGCAUGACCUGCGCUCCCAAACUCCUCCGUUUGGUCGCCCGCAGUGAACGACUUGUCCGUUAUUUGCCACUGGGGCAACGGGCGAGGUCGUCGGCUGAACCGACCGGUAGCAGAGAACAACUUGCUGACUACUCUACCGUAGGUUGAUUGAUGGCCUGCUUUCUCUCAGGGCGGUGAUACCAGAUCAGUCGCACGUUUUCAAUUAAGAACAGCUGGCAGUCCCACGUUCGUUCCAGGACUACAGUCCGUCCGCUUGGUCCAUAAAGUUAGUCUACGGCCGAGGCUGCGCCCUCAUUUGCCCCGCUCCUUCCCCCCCCCUUCCCCCCUCUUCUUCCUGUCUGUCGAACCCGCGGGACUUGAACAGUCGUCACUUAUUGCAGGAGACCGGUCUUUGAAUAGGCUGUGUUACACGCGCCGGACCUCCGCGGAGUCGCGGACUUGUCUUCCUUCUACAGGCGAUGUACAUAUGGUAUGUCCAUCCGACAAGCAGGUGAGGACAGACCGGGACCAAACAGCAAAAUGUUUUUUUCACGGAAGGGAACGGUGUGAGGGAGAACCUCCUAGAGCAAUAUUGGAACGAGUGUUUCCUAUUA
This is a messenger RNA of Chara braunii, 2835 nucleotides long. The record is from the annotation of a GenBank genome assembly. NCBI's taxonomy places the organism in Eukaryota, Viridiplantae, Streptophyta, Charophyceae, Charales, Characeae.